AUGUGUUAUACGAUUAAUAAAGCGGAAGGAAUAGAUGACCGCCGAAGGGAUUAUAUAAUUACUAAGGCUACCGAAUCGAACGAGCAUUGUAAAGAAACUUUAAAGAAAUUUGGGGUGUUAGCAAUCAGUAGCGAGUUGAUAAGAGUUUUUAUUGAAAAAGGAAGAGUGAUAGACCGAGCCAAAUAUGGAUCCCAUGCUGUCUGUCCCACCGGCGAUUUACAUAUCGGUGGAGUUCGAACAGCCCUUUUUAACUAUCUUUUUUCGAAACAAAAUAACGGUCAAUUUAUUCUCCGAAUUGAAGAUACCGACACUGCCAGAAAUCAAAUAGAAUAUAUCGAUAAGCAGUAUCAAGACUUAUUGUGGCUUGGUCUAAAACCCAAUGAAUCAAUUUUCCAAAAAGGAGAAUUCGGUCCCUAUUGUCAAAGCCAAAGGCUAGAUAUUUAUCAAAAAUAUAUCCAAAAAUUAGUGGCGGAAAAAAAAGCCUACUACUGUUUUUGUUCCAAAGGGGAAUUAGAAAAAGAAAGAGCCGAAUAUUUAACUAAAAACGAAAGAAGCAAUUAUCAGUAUUCCCGAAAGUGCUUAAAAUUAGGUGAAAAAGAGGUUAAAUUAUUACUCCGAAAUCAAAAAGAGUAUGUGAUUCGUUUCCGUGUCCCCCAAGAAAAAAAUUACCACUUGAAAGAUUUGGUAAGGGGUGGAGUAAUGUUUGGCGGGCAAGAUAUUGAAGAUUUUGUUAUCUGUCGCGGAAGUGGUAUGCCUUUGCUUAAUUUGGCAGUAGUUGUAGAUGACUACUGCAUGAAAAUCAGCCAUGUUUUACGAGGUGAAGAACAUUUGCCUAAUACGGCUAAACAACUGGUUUUAUAUGAGGGAGAAAAAUACCAUCUAGAACCCGAAAAAAAAGGACAAGUAAGGAAAAUCGCUUCAUUAUUUCGUCCUCACUUAAAUUACUUUCAAGAAUUAAUUGAUUUAAGCAAAUACUUUUUCCAAGAACAAGAGUCGUCGCAGAUUGAACUUAACUUGUCUUUGCCCCAAUUAGAACAAUUAAAAGAAGUGAAAAAAAUGUUAGCAAACUUAAAGGAAUGA
Messenger RNA from Funneliformis geosporum, 1080 nucleotides. The record is from the annotation of a GenBank genome assembly. Lineage: Eukaryota; Fungi; Glomeromycota; Glomeromycetes; Glomerales; Glomeraceae.